Messenger RNA from Sturnus vulgaris (Common starling), 2343 nucleotides. It is a transcript of the gene GTF3C2, whose product is annotated as general transcription factor IIIC subunit 2. Gene Ontology annotation, biological process: transcription by RNA polymerase III. Gene Ontology annotation, cellular component: transcription factor TFIIIC complex. Gene Ontology annotation, molecular function: protein binding. Lineage: Eukaryota; Metazoa; Chordata; Aves; Passeriformes; Sturnidae. The record is from RefSeq and is a predicted model, not a curated record.
AUGGAAAAGGGGCUGGCGAGCAGCGAGGACGGGGACGGCCUUGAGGCCCCUCGGGGCGGGCGGCCCAAGAGGAGGGCGGCCAAAGCGGCUCUGCUGUACCUGCAGGAGCUGGCGGAGGAGCUGAUGCCCGCGUGCCAGCCCCCUGCUCCAGCCAAGGGGGUGCCAGAGCCCGAGCACGUCCGGAGGAAGCGCCGGGGCCGGAGGAGGAAGGGGGAGGACACGGACAGCGAUGACCCUGCACAAGAUGCUGACUUCGUGCCCUCGCAGGAGGUGCUGCAGGCAGAGGAGGAAGAGGAGGGCAGCGACACGCUGUUCAGUGAGGCGUCGGAGCCAGAGCUGGAGGCACCUCGAGGGCACAGCGGGAGGAUGGCAGCCACGGGGAGAUCCAAGCCCCAGUGCCGAGGCCUCGCCCCCAAUGGCUUCCACAACUCCAUCAUGGCCCCAGUGGAGAAGAGCUCCAGCCUUACCUGCAGCCUGCGGGAGCAGAAGCACUCGCAGUGGGAGUUCCCUGACUGGAUCCCAGUGGCACACAGGUGGACGUGUCUCUCUGACAGCGAGGCUGCCCCGUACCUGCCGGCAGAGGAGAAGUCUCCCCUGUUCUCCAUUCAGCGCGAGGGCAUCAAGGACGAUGGUGCCUUGUACAGGUUAAACAGGUUCAGCUCUCUGCAGCCCCACCCGGAACGCCUGGAUGUCUCUUUCUUCGUGGGCGGCCCGGUGUGGGCGAUGGAGUGGUGCCCGACCCCGGAGGGCUCUGCAGCCCCACAGUACGUGGCCGUGUCCUGCCACAGGAGCAUGGAGGAGACACACAGUGUGUCUGGGCUUCACUCAGGCCCUGCACUCCUGCAAAUCUGGGACCUAGGCAUGCUGCACACAGAGCACGGGUCUCCCAGCAAAGCCAGGCUGGCCUAUGCCAUUGCUGCUGACUAUGGCUGUGUGUGGGACAUGAAGUUCUGCCCCAGCGGUGCCUGGGAGCCACCCACUGUAGCCCGGACGCACCCACAGAUGAGCCGGCUGGGCCUGCUGGCUGCUGCCUUCUCAGACGGCAGGGUGGUGGUGUAUGCCUUGCCGCACCCUGGGGCCCUGCAGCACGCCAAGACAACCCAGGUAAAAGAUGGGUCCCUCCACAAGCACCUUAUCUGCAAGGUGCAGUGCAUCGCCACACUUCAGGUGGGCUCCAUCCAGGCAGGUAAUGCCUCUGAGUGUGGACAGUGCUUCAGUCUCUCCUGGAUGCCUUCCAAGCCCCACCAUCACCUGGCAGCAGGGUUUUAUGAUGGCACCGUGGCGGUGUGGAACCUGCUCACCAAAUCCCUGCUGCAGUGUGUGCCCCAGCCUGACGCCUCCCUCAAGCUCUACCCUUUCCGGUGCUUUCUAGCCCAUGACCACGCAGUCCGGAGCAUUGAGUGGUGCAAGGCUGACAGCAACUUCCUGGUCACAGUAGGCAGCGACCGCAAGAUCAAAUUCUGGGACCUGCGGCGGCUCUACGAGCCCAUCAACAGCAUCAAGCGCUUCCUGAGCACCGAGGUGGCCUGGCUGCUGCCCUACAAUGGCAUCACUGUGGCCCAGGACAACUGCUAUGCCCCGUAUGGGCUCUGUGGGAUCCACUACAUCGACGCCGGGUACCUGGGCUUCAAGGCCUAUUUUGUGGCCCCUCGCAAGGGCACCGUGUGGAGCAUCUCUGGCUCGGACUGGCUGAACACAGUAGCAGCGGGUGACAUCACCGGUGAGCUGGUGGCAGCGGUGCUGCCCGACCUGGCUGUCAAUCCCCUCAACGUCAAGCGCUCCUCGGACCGCAGAUUUCCAGUGUACAAAGCUGACCUGCUGCCAUGCAGCCCUGACGGGCCUGAGCACACCGAGCAGGUACUGCCGAGGACCCAUUGCUACAGUGAGAUGGUAGCCAGGAGUUACAUCCGAUUCCAGGACACGGACCUGCGCAGCUUCCAGAACUUCCCAAGCCGGGAGCCCAUGCGCCGGAUGCACAACCAGGAGCUGAAGGCAGAACUGAGCCUUGACCGCCUGCAGAUGGAGGCCCUCCACAAAGUGCGCUUCAGCCCCAACCUGGACUCGCAGGGAUGGCUGGUGUCAGGCGGGCAGGCGGGCAUUGUGCGGGCACACUGCCUGGCAGGGCUGGCCUCUGCUGUGGGCCACCAGCUGCUCCCAGAGUGCCAGGCCCGCUUCAGCGUCCUCUAUGGGGACACACCCAGCAGCCCUGGCCCCCCUGAGCACUCCCUGCUGCCAGUGGAGUAGGAGUGUCGGUCCCUUAUGCUGCUGCCAUGUGCUCACCCUGGGCAGGGCUUGGGGCUGGGGCCAGCUGUGCUGGCAUGGGGCUGUGAGCCCUCUCAGUGC